AUGGCGCCCUCUCACGCGCUGAGGUGCUGUAAACGGGCUCUCAACUGGGUACCUGUUCUGUUUAUUAACCUGGUUGUCGGCUGGUCCUAUUACGCUUACGUUGUGGAACUCUGUAUACAAUCCCAAAUAAUGCAGAACGAAGUAAGUGCUGCGUUAUGUAAACAAUAUCCAUAUUUCCGUUUUAAAAUGUGCUCAGUUUCUCUCAUGUUUUUGGAAGACUACCCCAACUCAAUUUUUUUUUCUUCAACAGUCAGCUACUUGGUCUUCUUCCACAUUUUCUUCGGAAUGUUUAUAUGGUCAUACUGGAAAACCAUCUGGUCCAAACCAGCCAGCCCCUCUGCAGCAUUUGCUCUGCCCAGAGCAGAGAAGGAGCUGUUUGAGAAGGAGCAGCGGGCCGAGGUGCAGCAGGAGAUUCUGAAGAAAGUGGCAAGGAAUCUACCCGUGUACACGCGCACGGCUGGAGGAGCCAUCCGAUAUUGCGACUACUGCCAAGUAAUCAAACCUGACCGCUGCCAUCACUGCUCAACCUGUGAAAUGGUGAAUAAUUGUGUGGGAUUCUCAAACUACAAAUACUUUGUCCUGUUCCUGGCCUACGCCACACUCUACUGUGUAGUAAUAUGUGCGACUGUCAUCAAGUAUUUCAUCAAGUUUUGGACAAAACAACUGCCUGACACGCAUGCCAAAUUCCACAUAUUGUUUCUGUUUUUCGUGGCGGCCCUGUUUUUUAUCAGCAUAGUUUCGCUUCUCAGCUACCACCUGUGGCUUGUGGGAAAGAACAGGACCACUAUCGAGGCUUUUCGAGCUCCCGUCUUCGUGAAUGGUCCCGACAAGAAUGGGUUUUCCCUUGGAUUUAGCCGGAAUGUGGUUGAUGUAUUUGGAGACCAAGCAAAGUACUGGAUUUUUCCUGUUUUCUCAGGUCAAGGAGAUGGACAUUCUUUUGUUACCAGACUGGUUCACAUAGACCCUGAGCAUGCAAACAGCAUCCUCCAGCAGAAUGGCAAAAUGCAAGAAUUUUCUCUUUAUUAA
Messenger RNA from Menidia menidia (Atlantic silverside), 1026 nucleotides. NCBI's taxonomy places the organism in Eukaryota, Metazoa, Chordata, Actinopteri, Atheriniformes, Atherinopsidae. The record is from the annotation of a GenBank genome assembly.